This is a messenger RNA of Mobula hypostoma (lesser devil ray), 6656 nucleotides long. RefSeq names its product transmembrane protein 18 (gene tmem18). Gene Ontology annotation, cellular component: nuclear membrane. Bases 4626 to 5138 code for a protein of 170 amino acids. Lineage: Eukaryota; Metazoa; Chordata; Chondrichthyes; Myliobatiformes; Myliobatidae. The record is from RefSeq and is a predicted model, not a curated record. The transcript is spliced from 5 exons.
UCAACAGACUUCCAUUUUUUACCUCCCUGCGGCCUGACGUCAUACACACUUUGACACUACGAAUACUCACACAGUACAUUACGUUCCCCUUCGCAAGAAUUUUUUUUUGCGACACUGAAUUACCAAAACAAUGCCUCUAGGUGUGUUCUUCUUACAGUGCAGCAACCAUGACAUAAACUAAAAAAAAAUCAUCUUAACUCUUGUACUGUAUUCUGCAUUGUAUCUUACAAUACUAACAGCAGUGUAUUUUCUUUUACUUUAAGACUAAUAAACCUUUUAUUUCACACCUUGGAACUUAUGACAUGUGUGACUUUGCCUCAAACUGUAUGUCUAGUCUCUGUAUCUAGCUGGAAGUUUGACUUGUGUCCCAGACCGUGUGUGAUACAACUGUGACUGUGCUUGACCUUCAUCCGUGUUAGUCUCUCGAGUGGCCUCUGUGUCUUUGGGGUCGCAUCACUCUUGGUGUCGUUUGUUUCCAUGUCUGUAUAUGUGGAAAUGUCCUGUACGUGGAAACUCACUCUCGCCUGUCUUCAGCAGAUUCUUCCUGUUCCUCCCGUAGACUCUCCCAUCCGGCGUGUGAACUAUGAAGGAUCUUGGUUGCUGAUAUCUGUUCACAAGCACAGCUGGUUGCCAAGUGUCUCCUCUCUGUAUUCUGACAUUUUCACCUGUAUGCAGAUCUGGCAACUGUCUUGUAUGUCUGUCAUAGUAGCUCUUUUUUGCUUGUACUUUUGCUUGUCAUGUACUUGAGCAUUACCUUCAGGAGUCAGUAGAGUUGUGGAUGUUGGCAGUUUGGACUUCAGACGACGUCCCAUCAACAGCUGCACAGGAGAGAAUCCCACACCCUCAAUCGGUGUGUUGCGGUAUUCAAGCAGAGCAAUGUAAGGGUCACCGUUACUGCUAUAUGCCUUCUUGAGCAUGUUCUUGACAGUUUGUACAGUUCUCUCUGCUUGUCCAUUAGACUGAGCGUGCCCUGGACUGGAAGUAACAUGUUGAAAUUCCCAGCUUUCUGAGAACCCUCUGAACUCACCACUGGCAUAUUGUGGACCAUUGUCACUAACGACAAUAUCUGGAAUCCCAUGUCUUGCGAAUGUCGACUUCAUUGGGGUAAUGACACCUCAACUGGACGUGUCAUUUAACUUGGUGAUCUCUGGAUAUUUUGAAUAAUAGUCCACACAAAGCAGAUAUUCUGCACCAUUGCAGUGAAAGAGAUCUGUGCCAAUCUUCUCCCAUGGUCUUCCUGUUAGUGGUUGGGGAAGCAGAGGCUGACUUGGACUGCUGUUUUUGUUUUUAUUACAGACAGCACACUGAGACACAAUGUUCUCUAUCUGAGUUGACAUACCUGGCCAAUAGAGAAUGUCCCUUGCUCUUUCUUUACAUUUCACUAUCCCCAGGUGUGACUCAUGAAUCCUGUUGAGCAUUUCCUGUCUCAUUUGGUUUGGUACGAUGAGUUUUGCCGUUUUGAACAUUAGACCUGAUGCAUAGCUGAUUUCCUCUUUAAAUGCCCAGUAUUUCUGCAUUUCCUUUGGAACAUCUUUUCUUUCUGUUGGCCAUCCAUUCAUUGUAAUGUCUCUUAGUAUUUGCAUUUCAGGAUCAUCUGCAGUCGCUUUCCUGAACAUGUUCAACUUCUCCUCAGAGAUGGGUAGCUGAGGUGUAACCCAGUUGACCUCCAGCUCUCUUCCUAGCAACUCUUCCUUUUGCUCUUUAAGGUAAGCACAGCUCAAAGCAUCAACAAUGUGCAGUUCUUUUCCUGGCUUAUAGGUGAUUGUGAGAGUGUACCUCUGUAGCCUGAGAAGCAUCCUUUGCAGCCUCAUAGGAGCUUGGUGGAGUGGCUUUAUGAAGAUGCUCUCAAGUGGUUUGUGAUCACUCUCAACCUGGAUUUCUUUGCCAUAUACAUAUUGGUGGAACUUCGCACACCCAUAAACUAUGGCGAGUAAUUCCUUCUUGAUUUAAGCAUAUCGGCGUUGGCAAUCCGUAAGUGCUUGUGAUCCAUACGCCACAGGCCUCCCAUCCUGCAGUAUAACAGCUCCUAUUCCCUCCGAACUGGCAUCCACAGACAUCGUCACCAGUUUAUUGACAUCACAGAACUUGAGUGCUGGUGCAUUGGUGACCAACUCCUUCAAUGUGUCACAGCUUUUCUUUUGUUUGUCUUCCCAAUGUUGCUCUCUAGUAGCUUUCGGAGUGGAGCGCUGACCUCUGAUAAGUUGGGAAUGAAUUUGGCAAGAUACUAUAUCAUGCCAAUGAACCUCAAUAGUUCUUGCUUGUCUUCGGGUGGUGGUAGCUGUACCACAGCUCUGAACUUUUCAUCAUCUGGUUUCAGCCCAUCAGCGCUGAGUACAUGACCUAUGUAUUUGAUCUCUGUAGUUCUGAUCUUGCAUUUACUUUUGUUCAGUUUUAGGUUGUACUCACGUGCUCGCUCCAGGAGCUUCAUCAGUCUCUGAUCAUGUUCCUCAAUUGUGUCACCCCAUAUCAGCAAAUCAUCAGUGAUGUUGACCAUCCCAUCCAGGCCUUCAAUCAUUUGUGCCACUGACCUCUGGAAUACCUCUGAUGCAGAAGAAAUCCCAAAGGGUAGACGCAGGAAACGAUAUCUCCCUAUGGGCGUGUUGAAAGUGCACAAUUUGGAACUUUCCUCAUCCAGCUUGAUCUGCCAGAAACCUUGAUUUGCAUCUAAUACUGAAAAGUAUUUCGCAUUAGUCAUGUGGGAGACAACCUCUUCAACCGUGAGCAGCGGAUAGUGCUCUCUUUUGAUGGCUUGGUUGAGAUCUUGUGGAUCCAUGCAAAUCCUUGUCUUUUUUUCUGUGACCCCUGUCACCAUACUAUUCACCCAGUCGGUCGGUUCUAUUUGUCUUGUUAUGACUCCCAUCUGUUCCGUUCGGUGUAGCUCCUCCACUACUUGAUCACUGAGAUCUACUGGACUCUUUCUUUGGGCAUGCAUGACUGGUGCAAUAGUUGGAUCAAUCUGGAUAUGGUGUUUCCCAGGUAAACAUCCUAAUCCAGAAAACAAGUCAUCAAAGUCUUUGAGAAUGUCAUUUUCUUUUUCAACAGCAUAGAUCCGCUUCACCAGGCCUAGCUUUGCGCAUGUUGCUUUGCCCAGUAUUACUGAAACAUGUUGCUGCACUAUUUCAAACUCGAUCUUGUGUUUUUGUCCUUUGAAUACACAGGUGAGUGUUUUUUUUGCCCAAUGGCACCAUCUUGUGGCCAAAACAUGCAACAAGCUUGCAGGUGGAUUUUUCCAGUCUUCCUCUGAUGUCCAGUGAGUUGAAUGUUUCUGCUGACAUUACAUUGCACUUUGCCCCAGUGUCAAGCUUAAAUGUUACAUUCCUCCUGUUUAUUAUCAGAUCUUGAGUCUAAUCAUCUUCAUCCUCCGUCUCUGCAUUGUCAAUAUUCUUGAUGCAUACCUCCUGUUCCACUUCAACUGUGCCAAUGAACAUGUCACUGUUGCCCUCACUCUGUUCCACAGCAUGCAUUUUCCUUGCGUGCUCCUUCAAUCUGCACAUCUUUGCAAAGUGAUUUCUUUUCUGGCAUAACUUGCAUGUCUGACCAAAGCCUGACAUUUUCUGUAUUCAUGUUUAUAACCACAUCUGUUGCAAUUAACUUGCUUUUGAUCAUCCUGUGGAGCUGGCUUUGUCCUACUCUUGUUAGUUUUCACACUUUUUAUUUUGUGCACUUCAAUCUCUUCAUUGAGCACUUUAACCUCGCUGAUCUCGCUGACACGGCAAACAUCAAUUGCCUUUUCUAAUGUAAGAUCCACCUCUCUCAAUAGCCUGCCCCUCACUUGAUCAUCUCGUAUGCCGCAUACAAUCCUGUCACGUAUUAAAGAGUCAUGCAGUUGACCGAACUCACAGUCUUUUGCCUUGUUCUUCAAAUCUGUUACAUAGGCGUCUAUAGUCUCUAUUGGUCCUUGAUCCCUCGUAAAAAACUUGUGUCGGAUGUACGGUAGGUUUUUUCUCGGUUCGCAGUAACCUUGAAACUUUUUCUUCAACACUUCAAUUUUAUCUUGCUCAUCAUCUUGGAAGGCAAACUUGUUGCAAACCUUUAUUGCCUCUUCCCCCGCCACAUGCAGAAACGUAGCACAUUGCACUUUCUCCGUCUUUACUACUACGCCGCUAGUGGUGCAAAACAGCUCAAACUUCUGGAUCCGUAUUUUCCAGUUCUCAGCAAGAUUACCUUGUAGGCUAAAACUUGACGGUGGCUGUAACUGUGACAUCUUUUACGUGUCUUCUCCUUUUUUCUUCGCGAUUUCUUCUGACACCAUGUAAUAUUGAUGUGACUCUGCCACCGCUGUAGAUUAGACAACCACGUUUAUUCCACAGACUUCCAUUUUUAACUCUACGUCCUGACGUCGUACACACUUUGACGCUACGAAUACUCACACAAUACAUUACAGUCACUUACUUGACAAGCUUACUGUGUUUCCCUCUGCACAGAUGCUACUCUAACCUUACAAGUAUUUAUAACAUCUUCGCUUUUUAUUUUAAAUUAUCUCAGAUGUCGGCCAAUUCCAUCUGGAAAUCAACCAUACUAUUGGUUGAAGUUACGCUUCAAUGUGGGCAUCAAUCACAAACACAGUUCAUGGGUGAGCGACAGCAAAAGUGGACCAAUGGCGUCGCGAAUCCAUCCCAACUCUUAUGUCGUCUUGCGGAAGCACGAGAAAAGGCGGGACUUCCGAUAUAAGUUCCGGCGCUGCUAUGGAGCAAGAGGAGAAAGCGAGAACGGUGCCUGUGGAUGACAUUAGCAAGCUGCGUAUCACCAAUGUGUGGACCGUCCUAUUGUCAAUUCAGUGGUCAGAGCCGUGGCUGAUUGGGCUGAUAACUUUUCACGUUCUCUGCUUCAUCCUAACUCUGACAACAAUCAGAUUCUACAGACUACAGAUUGCCCAUUUCCUUUUUAUGAUUGUGUUAGUGUACUGCGCAGAAUACAUCAAUGAAAUGGCUGCAAUGAACUGGAGAUUAUUUUCUAUGUAUCAGUACUUUGACUCCAAUGGGAUGUUUAUUUCUCUCGUCUUUUCAACUCCACUUCUGCUGAAUACAAUGAUCAUUGUGAUCAUGUGGGUAUAUAGAACAUUGGCAGGAAUGACAGAACUGAAGUCACUGCAGCAGAAGAGGAAAGCAGACAGAGAACAGGGCAAGAAAACCUCAUAAGACUGCUUAUAUAGUUUUGAGUUUCUUUAAGCCUCUCUGAUUCACCUGGAGCUUUCCCAUUUUCUGUUGGACAAAGUCAGUCUGAAUACAGGUUCAAAUUUAUUAUCGUGGGUGUUGAUGUCAUGAUAUUUUUUUACCAGCAGUGCAGUACAUUGGGAAGAUGUUACAUCAUAAGAAAUAGAAGCAGAUGUGGGUCAUUGAGCCUCUCGUACUUGCUCUUAUCAUUCCAUAAGGUCAUGAUUGGUCUUGCAAUCAAGAAGUAGCAUAAUUAUAAGUUGUUGACUGCACACAUGCUGACUUUAAUACUACAUUUGGUCAAUGAAUGAAUGACAUUAUGAACUUUUCACUAGUGGUGUAUGGGCACUGGAUAUGUGUCAUUAAAUAUUUAGUGGCAUGGCUGAUUCUGUUAGUUAUCCAAUUAAAGCUGAACUUUUGUCUUAUCACUGAGGGAUUUGGAGCAGUUUACAUUUUGAGACUGCUAGAGGAGUUCCUUAGUACUUAAAACACUUUGUGUAGUCAAUGUACAGUGGAAACUAAAUAACUUUUGCCCCAACCCGUUGAGAAGAGUGCUUGGUUGUUAGUAUGAGUUCUGACAUAACACAGUUAAGUGCAAAUCCUGGGCUCCUUUUUAAAAUUUUUAAUCUUCUGUACAUUUUGUUUAAUUGAAACUGGCAUUUUUAUUAAAUCACAUUCUUGUAACUUUUGAACAGUGUCUUGUGUUGAAUCAAGAUUGUGCUCCUAAUCCUGUCUGUUAUCAGUGGACUUGCAGUACAUAGGAACUAAGGUUAUAAACAAAGGCGAUGGACCUGUCUUAAUUAAAGAUUAAAGAGAACGUUGGAACUAUUUUUACAGCCACUACUUUAGGAUCAGGCUAAGUCAAGGUCAUGAAGUUCCUGAAAAUAAAAUAAGCAAAGGAAGAAUUAAUAUUUUCAGCCUUGGGCCUGUUUUCUGAGUAUAGUGGAUGAUCUGUAUUCACUGGAUAUUUGGAGCCAUCUUUUGGAAUAGGAACAAAGUGGGAUGAAAUGGAGAUGAUGCAAGAGUUUUCCCAGAGAGAGUGAUUUGUGCGUGGUCUCCCCAUUUGUGCCCUUUUGUUCUAAAGGCUUCACUGAAUGAGCAAAAUUGAAAAGGUUAUCAAUGAGGGAGGAAAAAGUAGCAUGAUGCAGCUAUUAGCUUGGGACCAUUGAGCAGAUAAAACCAGGAGCAAAAUCUAUAGGUUGUUGGAGUAAUCAAGUGGGAGAUACCAAUCUAUCUGAAGAUACCCUGGUAUGAACAUAUUGGUGUCUAGGGCAGUUUCGCUAGGGACAUUUUGUGUAGUUUUUCAUUUCUACCUAGGGAGAAAGACAAGACUUACUGGAAUCUAGAACAAAAAGAAGAACUGAAACAGAAAGACAAAAACAGAAUGGUGGAAGAACUCAGUGGAUCAAGCAGUAUCCGAGGAGGCAAAAUAGUGCAUUUUAAACCAUUGCUUAUACAACAAAAUGUACUAAAUCUUGCUUUAAAUAAAGUACUAUCACUAAA